CUGUUUGUAGGGGACGUCGUCAGGUCUGGUGGAUUGAUUUCUGGGGCUCGCUGGGGGAGAUACAGGCCUUAGGAGAACAGCAGGCGCAACGAACUGUCCAGCCAUACGGAAUAUUCGCGUGAAAACUCCUAACAUGAAUCACUCGACGACCCACUACAUCACCCCAGUUGUCCUUGACCUUCAUUAACCUCACACCAACCUGUGAAAGUUCCGGUGAUAUUUUUUAUGCCGCAGCCAUGAAAAGUUAUCACGUCAUGACGCGGGGUAGUAAAACGACGUCAUUCUGUGACGUACAAGCGUGGUGACUGAUUCAAUUCGAGAGCCCAUAACGAGGCUGAGUUCCCUCGGAUAGACCAACCCAAGGCAUCGACACUGUGACGCGAGCAGGGGCUCAAUGGGCUGUGAACUGGCCAAACAUUCCGUGGUAGUUAUCGCCCCUGAGGAGAUAGAGGACGACGAUGGCGGGAGGUUCACGGAGACGCAGAUUGACACCAUCCGCAGCACGUGGCCGCUGCUAGCAGGCGACUACAUCCGGGUCGGCAUCGAGGUCUUCACCAGGAUUUUCAACGAGAUGCCGUCUGUUCGGGUGCUGUUCCAUUCUUUCGGAUUUACCGACGCCGACAACUUGGAGAGCCACCCACUGUUUCGUGAGCACGCCCAAAAAUUUAUGCACGUACUGGAGAGUCUGGUGGAGAACUUAGAGACACCGGAAGUCAUCCAGCCCCACCUGGUGGCCCUCGGCGCGCGCCACGCGGCCAUCGACGGGUACGACCCGGAGUACUUCCGGUUCUACAGCAAGUGUCUCCUGGAGGUGUGGGAGAUGGAGCUGGGGGAGGAGUUCAUCAUCGAGGUCAAGGAGUGCUGGCGCCAGCUGAUUGGCUACAUCGUCCGGUGCAUGGUGCACGGCUACCACAUCUGCCGCACCGACCAGCUGGAGAGCUUCGUCAAGGAGACGCAGAAGGAGAAGAUCGAACCCACGUGACCUUCUUCUAGCUCGUGCAGCGCGUCUUGUACACAAGACGCAUGCGCUAACAUUAACUACUGAAACGGCUUUAAAACUUCAAAAACAUUUCAAUUUUGUUAAAUUUCCUGGUAAAUAGGACUGGUAAGUAGGUCACUAACCAGUUAUACGGCUCAAUAAAACCUGCAUGAGCCAUAGAACUGGUUUAUGACCUACUUACCAGCCCUAUUGUGAGCUAAAAGACGUUG
Messenger RNA from Physella acuta, 1209 nucleotides. Its product is annotated as cytoglobin-2-like. Gene Ontology annotation, molecular function: oxygen binding; heme binding. The record is from RefSeq and is a predicted model, not a curated record. Lineage: Eukaryota; Metazoa; Mollusca; Gastropoda; Physidae.